Molecule: messenger RNA, 2807 nt
Organism: Lucilia cuprina (Australian sheep blowfly)
Lineage: Eukaryota; Metazoa; Arthropoda; Insecta; Diptera; Calliphoridae
Gene: Caf1-105
Product: chromatin assembly factor 1 subunit B
Exons: 1
Coding region: 130-2643 (837 amino acids)
Biological process (GO): nucleosome assembly; DNA replication-dependent chromatin assembly
Cellular component (GO): nucleus; CAF-1 complex
Molecular function (GO): protein binding
Source: RefSeq, a predicted model, not a curated record
UGACAUUUGAGCUAAAAUUUGGCGCGGUUUUCUAGACUCAUUGAAUAGUUUACAAAAAAGUAGUUUUUGUUAGUUAUUUUUUCUUUUAAUUUAAAUAAAAUAUUAUAAAAUUCUAUAAAAACACUAAAAAUGAAGUGUAAAAUUCCCGAAAUAUCAUGGCAUAAUCGCGAUCCUGUACUAAGUGUUGAUAUACAACCCACAACAAAUGCCAGCAAUAAUUACUAUCGUCUAGCAUCGGGAGGUACUGAUGCUCAUGUUUUAAUUUGGUACAUGAAAUCCACUUCUUCGGGAGAACAUGGUGAUAUAGAAUUGGAUUUGGCGGCUGAUUUAACACGGCAUCAAAGAGCAGUUAAUGUAGUUAAAUGGUCACCCAAUGGUGAACUGUUGGCAUCGGGUGAUGAUGAAAGUGUUGUUUUCAUAUGGAAAUUAAAGUCAGACAGUGAACCUUUGAAUAUUUUAGAUCCUACAAAUGAACAAGAUAAAGAAGUUUGGAUUACUUUGAAAGUGUUGCGCGGUCAUAUGGAAGAUAUAUAUGAUUUAAGUUGGUCUCCCAAUUCCUUGUUUUUAGUAUCGGGCUCAGUUGAUAACUCAGCCAUGGUAUGGGAUGUGCAGAAAGGUAAAUCAAUGGCAAUUUUAAAUGAUCACAAAGGUUUUGUUCAAGGUGUGGCCUGGGAUCCUAAAAAUCAAUAUAUCGCCACAUUAAGUACCGAUAGGUAUUUGCGUAUAUUUGAUAUACAAUCGAAAAAAGUGCUUUAUCGUGUUAGCAAAGGUACCUUACCCGUACCGGAAGACAAUAACCUACAUGGCAAACGUAUGCGUCUAUUUCAUGAUGAUACUCUACAGACAUUUUUCCGCCGUUUAAGUUUUACACCAGAUGGUAAAUUAUUACUUACACCCGCUGGUGUUACAGAUUAUGAUGGUUGUACUAGACCCUUAAAUACCACAUAUGCCUUUAGUCGUUAUGGUUUUCGCCAACCGGCCAUAGUUUUGCCAUGUCCCGAUCAGUACACUGUAGCGGUUAAAUGUUGUCCAUUAUUAUUUAAAUUACGUCCUUUUAAUGCCGACAAAAAUCCACCUGUUGUGCCUUUACCCUAUCGUAUGAUAUUUGCAGUAGCCACCAAGAGUUCAGUAUAUUUUUAUGACACCCAACAAAAACAACCAUUUGCUCUUAUAUCGAAUAUACAUUACACACGUUUGACCGAUAUAACCUGGUCGAAUGAUGGUCGUAUUGUUGUGGUCUCCAGUACAGAUGGCUUUUGUUCACUAAUUACUUUUGAAGAAGGUGAAUUGGGUGAGGAAUAUGAAAAUUCUGAAGCAGCGCUGGAAGCUGCAUUGGCACAGGUUACUAAAAAAACAAAAAAGCAAAAGGAUAAUGAAACUUUAACAAAGUCAAGAAAACCUUCGACCGAUGAUAGCGCCGCAACAAGAGAAAACGUUAGUGCUGCAAAGGAAUCACAGUUGGAGAAAGUAGUAGAAGAAGACAAGAAAUCCAUAACAGGCAAGUCUGAAGAAUGUAAGAAAGAAGAAAAGCCCAGAGAAGACAAUCAAAAAGCAAUGCCAAUAGAAAUUAAGAGAAAACCCAGUACAACAGAGUCUGAAAGCAAGGAGGAAUCGAAUAAGCCGCAACCCAUAGCUAUAAAACGUAAAACAGAAUCUACAACAACUAAUAAUGAAGAACAAUUGAAAUCAGAACAAAAGGCAAACCCCAUAGCUAUUAAACGCAAACCUGGUCCUAUUACUGAUGACAACAAAAAGGAAACUAAUAAAGCGCAUCCUAUAGCUAUAAAACGCAAGCCAGGACCGGUUGAUGAAGAAAAAACCGAACAAAAGGCUACACCUAUAGCAAUCAAACGCAAACCUGGUCUAGUUACCGACAACGAAGACAAUACAGAAACUACUACAAAACCAGCAGAGGAAACAACCCCGCCCAAAAAGGCCGUCAUAGCAAAAGUUCUAGCGGCUGAUAUUAUUAUAGAUAAAGAAAUUCUAAGUUCAGAUGAAAAAUUUGAAUCUCCCGAAAAGAAGAGUCGUCCAGCUACACCCAUAACAAUAAGAAGACAUCCACGGACACCCAGUAGUUUGCCACAAACACCCACUUCUAUGUCAAAUAUAUUAAAAAACCAAAAGGAUCAUAGCAAUCAAUCGCCCAUAUCAUCUUUACCCAAAGAGAACAAUAAUACACCGCGUCAAGAUAAAAGAGCUAAACCUAUAGCUGUUAGAAAAACACCACGAGCUAUUAUAACCACACCAUCAGUUGUUAACACUACCUCUUUGGUAGAAGAAGCCAUGGAUGCUUGGCCUUUAAAUAAAGAAACGAAUACGGAAACCACUAAAGAAACACAAUCAGAAAUUAGCUCUAAGGAACCACCCAAAGAAGCUGGCAUAACACCUUUGGCGGUAAGUGAUACCACUUGUGAACGUACCGAAGAUAUACGUUUGGUUUAUGAGGAAACAAAUGAAGAAGCACCGAUUAAGGACACAUUACCAAAACCUUUAGACAUUUCGGAAAAUAAAACAGAAACUUUGGAGAAAAAACCCGAAGAUACUCCAAAACCACAGACGCCAGGUGGAAAUAAAACUCCUAGGCGUGUAGCCUUAAAAACUAUUUCGACACCUAAAUCAAAAAAGAAAUUAUUAGAUUAAUAAUAAUAAUAUUAUUGUGAGCGGGUUUUUUAAAGUUAAACAUUUUGUACUGGAAAAUUACUAAUUUAGCAGCGUAUUACAAUUUUUUUGUUUGUUCUUAUUUAAAAAAGAAGUAUUUAGUUUUGAUAAUAAAGUAUUUGAAUCAUGAUUUGUUAAUAACAAAA